Closterium sp. Naga37s-1 is the source of this 2121-nucleotide messenger RNA. The record is from the annotation of a GenBank genome assembly. Lineage: Eukaryota; Viridiplantae; Streptophyta; Zygnematophyceae; Desmidiales; Closteriaceae.
AUGACGGAUCACCCCGAGGACGAGGAGUUGGAAUUAACAUACGAAGUCGAAGAUGACGGAGACGCGUUAAAAGCAGGAGAAGGCGAAGCUCAUAACGAGGACGAAGAGCGGAAAGGUAGUGUUGGCGGCGGAGCAGCCGGCAGCGGCGGCAACGGCGACGGCGAGAACGUUAGUGGCGGCGGCAGCGGAGGCGGAAGCGGUGAUGGCGGAGACCGAGGAGGCCAGGGGGGUGGGGAAGGGGCGAUCGCGCACAACGCGCAACCGGGAGGUAACGCGCAAGAGCCGGCGGGGCAAGGGGGAAGCGUAGGCGGAACUUCAGGCGCGGACGGGAGUUCCGCCCAGGCGCAUCGUCCCGCGCAGGGCAUGGCGGGGCAAGCGGCAAGCGGAGGCGGAAACUCCGGCGCGCAGCAGCAGCAGGGGGGGGGGAUGGGUGGAAAUGCUGGGCAGAUGGCGCAAGGGGAAGGGCAGGGGGUUGGAGGGUUUCAGGGUCAAGGGGGAAUGGGGGGAAUGGGGGGAAUGGGGGGAAUGGGGGGAAUGGGGCAAGGCGGGAUGGGGCAAGGCGGGAUGGGGCAAGGCGGGAUGGGCCAAGGUGGGAUGGGGCAGGGCGGAAUGGGACCUGGCGGAGGGGGGAUGGGGGCAAUGGGCGGAGGAAUGGGUGGGGGGGGAGCCGGACAAGGCACUAUGGGUCCAGGCGGAAUGGGGGGAGGCGGAAUGGGGCAGGGGGGAAUGGGAAUGGGUCCUGGCGGGGGAGGGGGCGGGGGAGGCGGCGGCGGGGGAGGCAUGGGCGGAGGGGGAGGGGGAGGGGGAGGCGGAGGGGGUUUUGAGGGGUUGGCGGUGUUUGUGGGGGACCUGCACUGGUGGACGACAGACGCGGACAUAGAGGCGGGGGCGUCCGAGUUCGGCAAGGUUGUGGGGGUGAAGUUUUUUGAAGAGAAGGCCACAGGGCGGUCUAAGGGCCGAACCCUGCUUGUCGCUCCUCCCUCGCAGGUUGACUUCGCUGAUGCAGCAGCAGCGCGUGCUUGUAAAGAGAACAUGGCAGGGCGGCUAUUCAAUGGCCGUCCCUGUAUAGUCACACCUGCCACCCCCCAAACCCUAAGGCACCUUGCUAUGGCUUCCGCCCAACCUGGCCCCCACAUGGGGCCCAUGGGGGGAGGUCCGGGGGGGAUGGGGGGAGGAAUGGGCGGAAUGGGGGGAGGCAUGGGCGGAGGCAUGGGGGGGAUGGGCGGGCCAGGGGGGAUGGGGGGAAUGGGGCCUAUGGGUGGAGGGAGAGGAGGUGGGGGUGGGGGAAUGGGGAAUUUUCCUGGAAGGGGUGGGGGUCCGAUGGGGGGCCCGAUGGGAAUGGGGGGAAUGGGGCCAGGUAUGGGGGGUAUGGGGGGAGGGAUGGGAGGAGGAAUGGGGGGAGGAAUGGGAGGAGGGAUGGGAGGGGGGAUGGGAGGGGGGAUGGGAGGAGGGAUGGGGGGAGGUAUGGUGGGUCCCAUGGGUGGUAUGGGCAUGGGAGGGGGGAUGGGGGCAGGAGGGGGCCCAAUGGGUGGGGGAGGGCCAAUGGGGGGGGGAAUGGGAGGAGGAAUGGGAGGAGGAAUGGGAGGAGGAAUGGGAGGAGGCAUGGGGGGAGGCAUGGGGGGAGGCAUGGGCGGAGCGGGCCCUAUGGGGGGAGGUUCUGGGCCAGGGAGAGGCUUUGGGCGCGGGGGAAUGAUGCCUGGGCGGGGCAUGGGGAUGGGGGGAAGAGGGGGGGUCGAUGGGGGAAGGGGGGGAAGAGGAGGGGCAGGCGGGGACUGGGGUGGAGGGAUGGGGGGAGGAGGGGGUAUGGGAAGGGGGGGAGGGGGAAGGGGAGCUGGCGCAGGGGGAAUGCCCUUCCCCGGAGGGCCCCCUAUGGUGGGAGGUGGGGGGUUCGAUCCGUCAAUCGGCCCAGGGGGGAUGGGGGCAGGAGCGGGAACUGUGGCAGGGGGAGGGGGGGGAGGGGGAAGGGGUUUUGUUGGUCCACCAGGGGGAGGGGGAGGCUUCGCCAGGGGAGGCCCUGGUACCACAGGAAGCGGGGAGUAUUUCGAAGGCGAGGGAGGGGCGAGCUCUCAUAGAGGAGGGGGUGGGAAAAGAGGAGAGAAUGCUGAGGAAGGGAAUGAAUGA